AUGUGGCGUUCUUAUAAGGCGGAAACUCCUGAUUUUUCGGAUGAAACCCAGGAAGUUGACAUCAAUGUUUCGGAAUCGGAUGAGUCGGAUCAUGAGAGCAGGUCACUUUCACCCUGUAUCCUAAUCAACUCGCUCAUCAUUGAGCCUACCGUUCGUCGUCUCUCCGAUAUCAAUAUUCGGCGUUCAGGCAGUAAAUCAGAUAUCACGGUUCAGCGUGAUGAGUUCUACGACCUUGCAUCGGAUGAAGACCACAAUGAACUCCGAAUUCCCGGGCGAAAGUCCCGUUCUGCUUCGGUAAAUUCAAACAACUCUCAUUCGAAUGAUGUUACUCUUCAAGUUCCAAUCACGAAAUCAGCUGCAACAUCUCCAACUCCAUCUGCUGGAUCCAUCUACUUUAAGAUAGUGGAAGGAAUCGAAAAGCUUUACUACUUUCACAAUAGAAUGAAUCUACCGUUCAACUACACUGCACGACGAAUUGGCUGUAAAUAA
Molecule: messenger RNA, 489 nt
Organism: Caenorhabditis remanei
Lineage: Eukaryota; Metazoa; Nematoda; Chromadorea; Rhabditida; Rhabditidae
Exons: 4
Coding region: 1-489 (162 amino acids)
Source: RefSeq, a predicted model, not a curated record